UCGAUCUGCAAUGAGACCACCCCGCUCUUCAUCUGUGAAAAUUUACAUAAGUGGGAACUGGGAAGUGGUCGGUUCUCUCCACCCAAUCCGGUUACGCCUGACGGAUUACCCUUUUGUAUUUGUACACAAGGAAAAAACUGUAGUCAAUUCUGUAAAAGUUUUGGAUGUGAAAAGCCAUCUGGGGGAUCAACUGGGCGCUUGACCGCAAGCAAAAAGCGGCAGCACUUUUCGGCGAAAGGCCGUAAAAUCACUCAACCAGCGAGCGCCAUAAAUUGUCGAAUGGCCCGUAGAAUUUGGUCUACAAAGAUCUCGAAACACUCACCUCCUCACAGUUCGAUUCUUGACGGCGUACGGAGUGCGUGUGUGCAGUGGCAAGUGGCAGUGGCAAGUAGCAAGUGGCAUCCAAAGGAUACGCAACAAAAGACCAAUCCAAGAUGUGGCAGCGACAGGUGUUGGUGUUCGGCAUUUGCGGGCUCAUAACAAUGAAGGUGGCAAGGAGCAGCCCCAGUCUCCGCUUUAAUGGCGCCACUUCCGCCGGCAGCCAAAAUCCGCCGUUGAAGCUGGAGAUGAAUGCAUGGCAGCCAUUCACGCAGCACAACAAUUGGCUCAUCCUCCAGGCAACAGCGCCCAGUUCAAUGCCGCCGGCGCGCGAGGAGAUCCGGGAAAGGCGAAAGGAGCCGGAGCCGGAGCCGGAGCUGGAACGACUUCCUGUCGAUUUCUACGCCUACAACCAUCGCUAUAACGAAAGCUCCCGACCGGCUGGCGGAAAUUACAAACAGGUUCCUCCCAGCGAUCCAGCCAGCUAUGUUUUGGCCAUCAGCCAGCAGAUGCGACGGGGCCAACUCCUACGACAGCUUCCAAAUGCGGAGGAAGUCGAGCCGGAAGUUCGCGAGGUAACCCACCCGGCUAAUGCUGUUAAUAAUGGUGAUGAGGAUGAUGAUGAAAACGAAAUCCUUCCCAUGGAAGUCGGAGCUGGAGAACAGGCGUCGCUCCGAGGUAUCGAAUCCUACUUGGCGCCCUUGGAACGGGCUCUGAUAAAAGUGCGCGACUUCUGCGACAUUUUGAGGAGUGUGAUUAGCGACGAGACAGAUGAGGCCGGUUCAAAUAAAUUGGAUGCCACCACAAGCGGAGCAGUAGAAGCAGCAGCCACAGCACCACCAGGUGCUGCGACAACAUCAAAGGACCCCCUGGUUCAAGGUCGCUCCCAACGUCUGGCCCCGGAAUCCGAAGGCCGCAAGCUCAAGAAGCUGAAGAAAAAGAUCCAGAAGCUGUUUUUCCCCCUGCUGAUUGCCUACAAGCUGAAGUUCCUCACCCUCAUCCCGGUGCUCAUCGGCGGACUCACGCUGCUCGUGGGCACCACGGGCCUGGCCGGUUUCUUCUUCGCUCUCUUUACGGCCGUAAUGAGUCUGAAGACCUCCGGCGGUGGCGGCCAUGCCAGCAAGUCGCUUGUCUUGAAGAAACUCUAAGGAGUGCUGCCGAUUCAAAACACAUUUAGAUUUAGUUGUUCGACUCGGGUUGGCCAGCUGUGCAGCUAGUCAGUCGGCAUUGAUUUGUCUGCUCGGUAACUAAAACCAGAGAUGUUGAGUUUUUUCGAUAGCGACGUCGCCCCCUCAAGUAAAAUUAAGUAUGUACAUAACAGCAAAAAUCCCAAAAAAAAAACGAUAAGCAAAUGGAAAAUUUGCGUUUGACUAGAUAAAUGUAAGGGAUUUUAAGGAGAAAUAGGGUUUUAGAAUAUACAGCACUCAUUAAUUAAUUUUUCAUUUUAAAGAUAAAAACGAAACUCGAGAAUUUUUUCAAAAAAUUUUAAGCAAGUAAGAAAAUGUUGUAAUCAAUAUUUUAAAAUUUUUUUGUUUUUUUGACCACUUUUAACCUCAAUUUUACCUUGUUCAAUUUCAUUUUCAUUAUUCUUUUCUUAACAUAAGCAGUGUGUGUUUGCCCAGACAUAUAUAGAAAUAGGGUAUAAGAAUAUGGUUCAAUAUAGUGUUUUGUUAAUAAUUUAUUUAUUUCAGAGUUAUAAAAAAGACAAUCCUAGACUUUUUACAAAAAA
Messenger RNA from Drosophila elegans, 2047 nucleotides. RefSeq lists its product as uncharacterized. Lineage: Eukaryota; Metazoa; Arthropoda; Insecta; Diptera; Drosophilidae. Bases 435 to 1466 code for a protein of 343 amino acids. The transcript has 3 exons. The record is from RefSeq and is a predicted model, not a curated record.